Messenger RNA from Stylophora pistillata, 1819 nucleotides. RefSeq names its product putative serine incorporator. NCBI's taxonomy places the organism in Eukaryota, Metazoa, Cnidaria, Anthozoa, Scleractinia, Pocilloporidae. The record is from RefSeq and is a predicted model, not a curated record. Gene Ontology annotation, cellular component: membrane.
AACUAGCCUAUUCCACUCGCGAGAUUGUCAACUUACUGCGACGUUUGUAAUCCAUUUUUAAGGGUUACCAUAUCGAUUUAGACCCAAUUUCGUCCCCAAGAAAGUAAGAAAUACUCAUCACUUUCCUCACCAACAUGGGAGCUGUUCUGGGUGCUUGCUCGGCGGCUACUUGCGCUGCAAAUAUAGCAUGUUGUUGUGGUUCUGCUGCUUGUGGUUUGUGCUGUAAAGCUUGCCCUUCUUGCAAGAAUUCCACAUCGACGAGAAUUGUCUACUCCAUCUUUCUACUCUUUGGGUUAAUUUUGUCGUGUAUUGUGCUCAUACCGGGAAUAAGAGAAGAGAUGGAUAAAAUACCGAAGUUUUGUGAGAAAGAAAGUAAGAUUUGUGACAGCGUUGUUGGUUACCUAGCAGUGUAUCGUAUCUGCUUUGCCAUGGCAGCUUUCUUCUUCUUCUUCUGUCUCAUCAUGUAUGGUGUGAAGAGCAGUAAAGAUCCAAGGUCUGGAAUGCAAAAUGGUUUCUGGGGUCUCAAGGUCUUGAUUUAUGUUGGUCUGAUAGUGGGAGCAUUUUUCAUCCCAACUGGAUCUUUUGUGGAAGUUUGGAUGUACUUUGGCCUGAUUGGGGCAUUCCUGUUUAUCUUGAUACAACUGGUUCUUCUUGUGGACUUUGCUCAUUCAUGGAACAGCUCUUGGGUUGAAAAAAUGGAAGAGGGUGGCUCCAAAGUCUGGGCAGGGCUGCUGCUUUUCUUUACGUUCUUGAUGUAUGGCACUGCUGUGGCAGGAAUUAUCUGCCUGUACAUUUAUUUCACUCAUGGUGUAGAUGGUGCACCUGAGAAGAAAUGUCAUACCAACAAGUUUUUCAUCAGCUUCAAUUUGAUCCUGUGUGUUAUUGCAUCAGUGUUAGCCAUUCAUCCCAAGAUACAAGAACGUCAGCCCAGAUCUGGUUUGCUCCAGGCAGCUGUCAUUACACUCUACACUGUUUACCUAACAUGGUCAGCUUUGCUGUAUGACCCGGAUUCUUCAUGUAAUCCUUUUGUGAACACUGACCCUUCAGUGAAGAGCAUUGACAAACAAGCCAUCAUUGGUGUUGUGGUGAUGUUUCUCAUGGUUGUGUAUGCAAGUGUUAGGACAGCAAGCAGCUCACAAGUCGGAAAACUUGGUAUGAAGAACCCUACAGCAAGUUCCUCAGGUACUACUGAAGCCACUAUUCUUCAUGAUGGGGGAGGUGCUACCAGUGAUGUAAACCUGAUGGAGGAAGGGAAUGGACAGCGGGUGUAUGAUGAUGAACAAGAUGAAGUGGCUUACAGCUACUCCUUUUAUCAUUUUAUGUUGUUCCUGGCCUCUCUUUACAUCAUGAUGACCUUGACAAACUGGUACAAGCCUGAAUCCAGUGACAUCCACAAUCUUACAAACAGCGGUGUGGCAGUGUGGAUCAAGAUAACCUCCAGCUGGAUGGGUCUACUGCUGUUUAUCUGGACCCUCAUUGCCCCUGUCCUAUUUCCGGACAGAGAUUUUGACUGAGUGUGACCAGGCCUGUCUUCCAGAGUCCAUAGACAUUGCAACUGAUUCUCUGAAAGCCCGCAUAAACAUUUGGUUCUAAAUUAAAUUUUUUGUUCUGCUAGCUUAGGUUUAUAAAGCUAAAGGAUGUUUUUUCUUUUUGACUGUAGCGUUUAGCUUUUGUGAAUUGAUCCAAAUUUAGAGUUAAAAAAAAAAAAAGACAACAAGAAAGAAAUCAUGGCAAGAAUGUUUGAGAGUUUCCGUUGUUUAAUGGUUUAUUGUCAUCUUGGUUAUUUUGAUGUUUAUAUAAAAACUGAAAUUGAACUGAA